Fusarium fujikuroi IMI 58289 is the source of this 213-nucleotide messenger RNA. RefSeq lists its product as uncharacterized. The transcript is spliced from 2 exons. The record is from RefSeq and is a predicted model, not a curated record. Bases 1 to 213 code for a protein of 70 amino acids. Lineage: Eukaryota; Fungi; Ascomycota; Sordariomycetes; Hypocreales; Nectriaceae.
AUGGCGGAGAUCGGCCAGUAUGCGAAGCUCAGUCUGGAAUCCGACCUUGUUGGAUAUUCGCAAAUGAUUUGGCAUGAAGUUCUGAAGUGGCCGGCUGAGGAAUAUCAGAUUUUCCUGAUGCAGGUGCGAAAGGAUCUUCGGAACAAGAAACUUCACCCUUACUUCAAGGUUCGCUUUGUCUGGGGCCGAAAGCCUGAGACCGAACAUAAGUGA